Molecule: messenger RNA, 2421 nt
Organism: Corythoichthys intestinalis (scribbled pipefish)
Lineage: Eukaryota; Metazoa; Chordata; Actinopteri; Syngnathiformes; Syngnathidae
Gene: tectb
Product: tectorin beta
Exons: 9
Coding region: 77-1090 (337 amino acids)
Cellular component (GO): cell surface
Molecular function (GO): extracellular matrix structural constituent
Source: RefSeq, a predicted model, not a curated record
GGGUCCCUGAGAGUAGACAGGUGAACAGUGUUAUAUACAAAUACAAAAUAUUCGUAUUUGGGUCUCGAAUGGAAUCAUGACCAUCGCUUUGCUUCUUGUGACUCUUCCUGUGGCGUGGACUUGUGUUCCACAGAAAGCAGAUUAUGUUAUGGUGUCCUGCUUCCCCAACGCCAUUAUCGCCAACGUGCCCGAGUGUCCGUAUGGCUGGGAAAUGGAGCAGCUCUCUCUGGGGGGCGUGUGCUCCACAGGUGUGCAUAGCUCUGGCUACUACCGCUUUAUCAUCCCUGACCUGACGCCCAAGAACCACUCUUACUGCGGUACCCAGUCUGAGUACAUACCUGGCAAAGACGCUCGCUACGUCUUCUUCAACUCGGUGGUAUCCAACGACACACUGCUGACACUGAGAAACCAGCCGGUCAACUACACCUUCAGCUGCAUGUACCGUGCCACGUACCUCGUCAACAAUGCCGUCUUCAGCCAGAGAGUGGCCACCGUCUACGUCAGCAACGGCACUUUGGGCUCCUUCAUGUCUCAGCUGUCCAUGGGGGUUUUCACAAAUGCCAAGUUCCUGUAUGCCAAAGAGGCGCCAUAUGUAAUCGACACCUCGGAGAUAGGCUCAGAGGUAUUUAUCGGUGUGGAGGCCAAAGGGCUGAGCGGACGCUUCCGAGUGGUCAUAGAAAACUGCUGGGCCACGCCCACACCUUAUUCCACAGACAGGCGGAGGUGGAGCCUAAUCAUCAACAGCUGCCCGUCUGACGACACUGUGACCAUUUUCGAGAAUGCCAAGGACAGCCGAUCCACUUUCAAGUUCAACUCGUUCCGCUUUCGUGGCCUGGAGAAGGCGUCCACCGUAUGGCUUCAUUGCGAGGUCCAAGUGUGUGACGGCGAGCGGCUCGUCUGCCAACCAAGUCCUUGUCCAUCAAGAAGAAUGGCACCAAAGGCUGAUCCACAUGGCGGUAUCCUGACUGCGGAAUUUUAUAUUAAAGCAAAUGGAUCCACAAUUAAAGGAAAUAUCAUAGGAGCGACACUGCCUCUCCUGCUGCUCAUCCUUAUCAAGACAUGCUGUUUUGCUUACACAACUAAUCAGUGAACAAACAUCCAUUUGUACUGUACUUGAAGGGAGUGCAAACAGCUACUGACCAGUGAAUAAAUAUACUCUUAUAUUAUUCUAUUUUCUAUUUCGUAUGAUAUGAAGUCAUCUAGGACUGAGGUGCAUGGAUUCCUAUUUGUGAUUAGUUAAUUGGCAGGUUUGAUUGUGGAAAUUUGUGAUUUUUCAGUGUAUGUCAUAGUAAUUUUAAAACCCUCAAAUGUGCUUUUUAUCUACAGAGGUCUACUUAAAAAGUAUAAAUAAAUAAGUGAUUAAAUAUUAUAAUCUUAUUGAGUGUCAUGGAUAAAACUAAAUGUCAACUAAAGGCAGGACUGCAUCCUCGCCAGUGGGAUUCUUGGCCUUUUGGUCCGCAGCUCUGAAAUCUCCUGUUUUCUUCACACGUACAAAAAAUAGAUGUAAAUACAGCAUCAAGAAGAAUUUAUGGAUGAGUCCUCUGUGUACCUCUGCUGCCAGCUGGAGGCUUGCGUCUGGCUGUGCAGUCCCUUGAGCGGCCAGUAAAGGUGGGUUAAAACCCUGUUUGCUCAACAGCCAGUAGGUCUUAUGAUGGCCCUUACCCUAUCACACGCGGAUAGGUAAGAAUGUUAACACACAUUUGGAACAUUUUUGAAUAUGGGUGUGUUAUAAUAACCUUCAUUUCAAUCUCUCCCCUCUCCUCCAGCUCAAAUGAUCCCACUCGGGUCAGAAUGUCAGCAGUGUGCUGAGAGAUGUGAAUCUUCAAGGCUAUCAAAGAAGCAAAACAAAAUUAUAUCACCAUUAUAAUUGGUGAAAAUUCGGCCCACGGAAGCAAGUUUCAUGAACAAGUAAUUUGCCAGGUACUGUAAUUCAGUUCCAGAAUGUUUCUCUCAAAAGACUCAAAGAAGCCGUAAGUGAGUAAGUUUGUCAUUUUGGAUGUGAUUGUUUCUUGGUCAAUUAGAAUACGGUAUUUCUAUCACAUUGACACUGAAGGAGAUGGUACCUUUUCUUGUAGGCCCCGUCUAACUGUUUGCAUUAUUCAAACACACUUAAUAUAAUCAGUCAGGGAAUAGUAUCGUUUCUCGUAUUUACUGUUUGACUGUUUGUAUUACUCUAACACACCCAAUAUAAAACAAAUAGCGCUUAUACCAUAGUUUAUGGAAAACAAGCAGAAUAUAGGGCAUAAAGAUACAUGACGCCUUCUUAUCACGGAAGCCAAACGUGGGCGUCAUGAAACUGAAUGAGCAAGAUUGACGCUGACAAACCCACGUCUGAACCACCAACUCUCGUGAUCAUUUCUCCCGCACAGUCCAGAACAAAUGGCGGGGCGCUCUGUCCCAACACAAGGAACACUGGAGAAU